GGCGGCGGCGGCGGGGGCAGCGGCAGCCCCGGCGCCGCGGCGAGGACUCGGCGGGCUGAGGCGCGGCGGCGGGGGCGGCACCGGGUGCGUGGGGCGCGGCGGCCGGAGCCCGGGGCCCGCCAUGGGCCGCCCCGAGCGGGGCGCGCUCCGGCCGCUGGCGCUGCUGCUGCUGCUGCUGCUGCGGCUCCAGCAUCUCGCGGCGGCGGCGGCGGAUCCACUGCGCGGCGGCCAAGGGCCGGUCAAGGAGUGCGAAGAGAACCAGUUCCGGUGCCGGAACGAGCGCUGCAUCCCCUCCGUGUGGAGAUGCGACGAGGACGACGACUGCUCGGACAACAGCGACGAGGACGACUGCCCCAAGAAGACCUGUGCGGACAGCGACUUCACCUGUGACAACGGCCACUGCAUCCCCGAGCGGUGGAAGUGUGAUGGCGAGGAGGAGUGUCCCGACGGUUCCGAUGAGUCCGAGGCCGCUUGCACCAAGCAGGUGUGUCCCGCAGAGAAGCUGAGCUGUGGACCCACCAGCCACAAGUGUGUGCCCGCCUCAUGGCGCUGUGAUGGGGAGAAGGACUGCGAGAGUGGAGCAGACGAGGCCGGCUGUGCCACCUUGUGCGCCCCGCACGAGUUCCAGUGCAGCAACCGCUCGUGCCUGGCCGCCGUGUUCGUGUGCGAUGGCGACGACGACUGCGGCGACGGCAGCGACGAGCGCGGCUGCGCCGACCCGGCCUGCGGGCCCCGCGAGUUCCGCUGCGGCGGCGACGGCGGCGCCUGCAUCCCCGAGCGCUGGGUCUGCGACCGCCAGUUCGACUGCGAGGACCGCGCCGACGAGGCGGCCGAGCUGUGCGGCCGCGCCCCGGGGCCCACGCCUGCGCCCGCCGCCUGCACCGCCGCCGCCCAGUUCGCCUGCCGCAGCGGCGAGUGCGUGCACCUGGGCUGGCGCUGCGACGGCGACCGCGACUGCAAGGACAAGUCGGACGAGGCCGACUGCCCGCUGGGGACCUGCCGUGGGGACGAGUUCCAGUGUGGGGAUGGGACUUGUGUCCCUGCAGUCAAGCUCUGCAACCAGGAACAGGACUGUCCAGACGGGAGUGACGAAGCUGGCUGCCUGCAGGAGUCAACAUGUGAGGGUCCGCGCAGAUUUCAGUGUAAGAGUGGCGAGUGCGUGGACGGCGGGAAAGUGUGUGAUACUCAGAGGGACUGCCGGGACUGGUCGGAUGAGCCUCUGAAAGAGUGUGGGCUGAACGAGUGUCUGCACAACAAUGGUGGCUGCUCCCACAUCUGCUCCGACCUCAAGAUUGGCUUUGAGUGCACAUGCCCAGCGGGCUACCGGCUCUUGGACCAGAAGACCUGUGGCGACAUUGACGAGUGUGAGGACCCAGACGCCUGCAGCCAGAUCUGUGUCAACUACAAAGGCUACUUUAAGUGCGAGUGCCACCCUGGCUACGAGAUGGACACACUGACCAAGAACUGCAAGGCUGUCGCUGGCAGAAGUCCGUCGCUAAUCUUCACCAACCGGCACGAAGUACGGAGGAUAGACCUGGUGAAGCGGGACUACUUGCGCCUCAUCCCCAUGCUCAAGAACGUCGUGGCACUGGAUGUCGAAGUUGCCACCAAUCGCAUCUACUGGUGUGACCUCUCCUACCGCAAGAUCUACAGCGCCUACCUGGACAAGGCCAGUGACCCGGCAGAGCAGGAGGUCCUCAUUGAUGAGCAGCUGCACUCUCCAGAGGGCCUGGCAGUGGACUGGGUCCACAAGCACAUCUACUGGACUGACUCGGGCAACAAGACCAUCUCAGUGGCCAAAGUCGAUGGCAGCCGCCGUUGCACUCUCUUCAGCCAUAACCUCAGUGAACCCCGGGCCAUUGCUGUUGACCCCCUGCAAGGGUUCAUGUAUUGGUCUGACUGGGGGUACCAGGCCAAGAUCGAGAAAUCUGGGCUCAACGGUGUGGACCGACAAACACUGGUGUCAGACAAUAUUGAGUGGCCCAACGGAAUCACCUUGGAUUUGUUGAACCAGCGCUUGUACUGGGUAGACUCCAAGCUGCACCAGCUGUCCAGCAUUGACUUCAGUGGAAGCAACAGAAAGAUGCUGAUUUCCUCCCCUGACUUCCUGAGCCACCCUUUUGGGAUAGCUGUGUUUGAGGACAAGGUGUUCUGGACAGAUCUGGAGAAUGAGGCCAUUUUCAGUGCAAAUCGGCUCAAUGGCCUGGAAAUCUCCGUCCUAGCUGAGAACCUCAAUAACCCACAUGACAUUGUCAUCUUCCAUGAGCUGAAGCAGCCAAGAGCUGCAGAUGCCUGCGAGCUGAGUGCCCAGCCCAAUGGAGGCUGUGAGUACUUGUGCCUUCCUGCCCCUCAGAUCUCCAGCCACUCUCCCAAGUACACGUGUGCCUGUCCUGACACAAUGUGGCUGGGCCCAGACAUGAAGAGGUGCUACCGAGCACCUCAAUCUACCUCAACUACGACGUUAGCCUCUACCACGACGAGGACAGUAGCCGACACCACAGGAGCCCCUGGGACCACCAUCCACAGCCCCACCUACCAGAACCACAGCACAGAGACACCGAGCCUGGCAGCUGCGGUCCCAAGCUCAGUUAGUGUCCCCAGGGCUCCCAGCAUCAGCCCGUCUACCCCAAGCCCUGCAACCAGCAACCACUCCCAGCACUAUGGGAAUGAAGGCGGCAAGAUGGGCUCAACAGUUACUGCUGCUGUCAUUGGGAUCAUCGUGCCCAUCGCGGUAAUUGCCCUGCUGUGCAUGAGCGGCUACCUGAUCUGGAGAAACUGGAAGCGGAAGAACACCAAGAGCAUGAAUUUUGACAACCCAGUGUACAGGAAAACAACAGAAGAAGAGGACGAGGAUGAGCUCCACAUAGGGAGGACUGCUCAGAUUGGCCAUGUCUAUCCUGCAGCAAUCAGCAGCUUUGAUCACCCACUGUGGGCAGAGCCCUGUCUUGGGGAGACCAGAGAACUGGAAGACCCAGCCCCUGCCCUCAAGGAGGUUUUUGUCUUGCCGGGGGAACCAAGGUCACAGCUGCACCAACUCCCGAAGAACCCUCUUUCCGAGCUGCCUGUCGUCAAGUGCAAGCGAGUGGCAUUAAGCCUUGAAGAUGAUGGACUGCCCUGAGGAUGGGACCACUCCCUUCGUGCCUCAUGGAAUUAAGUCCCAUGCACUACACACUGGAUGGUGUAUGCCUGGAUGAAAGGGUUUCUGUAUAUGGGUCUGUGUGAGUGUGUGUGAGUGUGUGUGUGUGUGUGUGUGUGUAAUUUUUUUUAAUUUAUGUUGCAGAAAGGUAACCACAAAGUUAUAAUGAACUGCAAACAUCCAAAGGAUGUGAGAGUUUUUAUAUGUAUAAUGUUUUAUACACUUUUUAACUGGUUGCACUACCCAUGAGGAAUUCAUGGAAUGGCUACUGUUGAGUGACUAACAUGAUGUACAUGACCAAAUGGGGCCGAUGGUACAGUAGCUUACUCAUCAUUUAAAACUAUAUUUACAGACGGUAUUUGAUUUGGGGGGCUUUUUUAGGUUUUGGAGUUUUGUUUUUUUUUGUAAAUAAAAGGAUUAUGCUUUGUGGCUAUCCAUCAACAUAAGUAAAAAAAAAAGAAAAAAACACUUCAACUCCCUCCCUCAUUUAGAUUAUUUAUUAACAUAUUUCAAAAAUAAGAUUAGUUCUACAAAUAAUUUAGAGACAUGAGAGUAUUUAUUUUUGGUAUGAUUGGCCCACCAUGCGGACUCUGUGUGCAUUUAUGUUUAUGUGUGUAUGUAUGUGAGACAGAAAAAUCUGUAGAGGAGAGGUGCACCUAUGGCUAUUGUUCAAAUACAUAAAGAUAAAUAUAUUUUAAAACCGUCCACAAAAAAGGUAUCUGGUUUUCAGAAAAGCCUUUGGAAAUUUGGCUUAGGAAACAGAUACCAUGGUUUAUGCAAACAUGUAGUGGAAGAGACAGAUCUUUUCCACCUCUGGCUAUUCCUGGGACCCCAGUCAGUCAGGAAAAACCCUUCUGCUCACCCAUGGCUGCUGUGACUCCCAUCUGGGCUUUCUCUUCUCUGGCAAAGGCCAGUGUGCAGACUUGACACAAUGCCAGAAGUUCUCAUGAGCUCAAGGAGAACAUGCCUGCAUUUCAGCUAUUCCUUAUUUUAAAGUUCAACUAUUUGAGUAACUUCAGUUUCCUUCAGGACACUUGAGUUGAAUUCAGUAAGUUUCCUCUGGAGCACCCUGAGGUGCCAUCCUAGAGAGAGCUAAGUGGAGACAUUUCUACAACAGCCUCAGUUUACUCUAGGGACUGGCUCAGGCAGUCCUCUGAGAUAUGCUAUGGAUGAGGAUAAGGAUGAUGGAAUUGGUUUUAUUACAUCUCUGUUUCUCCCUUCCCCUUAUUCUCUACCAUUUCCUUUAGGUGAGGAAAACAUUUCGAAGUAAUACAUAGGUUUGUUACCAUCAUGUGUUCAUAUAGAUGAAACUAAUUUUUGGCUUAAGUCAGAAAAAGUGACCAAACCUGAAGUCAUAUUUGACAGAGGAAGUGGCAUACGCAAUAUUAUAAUAUAUUAGAUAUAUAUGUUCACACAGGGAUUUGGUUUACUGUUUUAUAAAUAAAAGGAAAAACUCUGGGUAUAUGUAUAGAUUUUUUUCAUUAUAGACACUGUCUUUGCUUUUCCUGGGCCUUGGGGGAGCCAGGGAGAAGUGCUCUUUUCUCUUUGUGGGGUCUACCAUUGGAAACCAUUGUAAUCCUACAGUCCCAGAAGGAAUUCAGUCCCUGCUGGCUCUCUCAUGCAAGGUGUGGUCUUUUCUUGACUCUGCUGUUCUGCUACUUCACUCCCACUGGACAACCUGGGACAAGGUGUGACACAGAAGUGUUUGGCUUAAGUAGGAGCAGAGGACGUGUAUCUAACCUUAACAUACCUGGAACUUGACACAGUUAAGCAAACUCCUCCCCUCUUCUCCCCGGCUGCCCCCAAUUCAGUGAAGUUUGGAUGUCUCACCAGCAUGAUACCUUUUCCAGGCAGACAUUCUGGAGUUCUAUCACCCUAUUCCUAGGACCUUCCUCUACAUCACUCAUGGUCUCCUAACCUCUGAGAAAACAACUGUGUUCUGGAGCCUGGGCACUGUGCUUUGCAUAAACAGGCAAUUUCCUCGUGAUGCGCAUGUGUUGAUAGUCCUGAAACAGUCAUUGAGAGGGUAAAUGCAAGUGACCUAGAAUGACCAAUACCAAACAGAAUUUUAAGAACAGGUGUCCAACUCCUAUGGAGCUUAAAUCACUUACUACUAUUCUUUCAAGAAUGGAAAGUAACAUUAUUUUUGACUGAAGAAAAAUGAUGAAAGUGAAAAAACACUGAAAUUUACACAAAACAAGCAACUUUUUCUGUAACCUGCCUCCAGAGAAAUAGCAUUUCCUGGGGAAAUAAUAACAGUGACUCAUGCAUAGUUUCCAAACUUUCAGUCAGAUCCUCGUCUUCCCAGAAAAAAGUAAUAAUGAAUGGAGUCAGGACAAUUCAGCUUGAGAUCUCAAAAUGAUGACAAAACACAACUUUCUCAGAGACAUCCAUGUUUUCUGAAUAUGCCACAACUGCGGUUUGAAAGAGGCGGCUAUGGGAACAACCUAUAAAAAACCAACUGUGGAAUACUCAUGUGUUGGAUGGCAGUAAGUAAGAUGAAAUCUGGGGAGUUCUGUCCAUCCAUCUCCUAUUCUUGGAGGCCUUUGAGCCUUAUUUUGAGGUGUAGUUGCAUUUCUGUUGCCUUUUAGCCCUGUGCCAUUAUAUCUACAGCCAAUAACAGAUCAUAGAGUCAUUGGACUAUAGAGCUGGAAGGAAGCUUAGAGAUAAUGCCAGGAGGACAGAAAAUUAAUUUAUCAGACAUUUUUUCUCUAUUUAAAAGAAAUGGUCGCAGUCCUUUGCUUCUUUCCUUCUUUGGGAGACUACUUUGGGCUGCUUGAACAUUGAACAUCUUAUGGCUUAUCUUUCCAGCGGAAUCAUUAGGGCACUGGCUGGAAUGGCCUUCCAGAAACAGGAAAAACUAAAAUUUUAUUUAUUUACUCUUGAUAUCAUGAUUAUUUAUAAAACAGAUUGAGAUUCUGUAACCUGGGAAUGAGAUUGGAUUUAAAUUAAUGGCAAUAUGUACUACUGAUCCCUCCAGUUUUCUCUCUGUGAUUACAGUAUAUUCAUUCACUGAAACCAUUUGCUAGGUACCAACUAAGAGCCAGGCACUGCAGAUGUACAGGUCAAUCAAAGGUUUUCUAUCCUUAUGGAGCUCACAGUAACAACAGAGGAAGACGUGUGCGGAAACAAAGGAAUAGAUUCUUUUCGAGGUAAUGUUAGGGUACAAAGGAGAGGUCAUUUCUACCUGAGGAGAUAAGGAAUGGGGUCAAGAAAGGCAUUGCAGGAGAAGUGACCUGAAGCUAAGUCUUAAGUACUGGUGUCUAGGCUGCUUCAGGCAGAGGAGACACUGAGCUAAGACAGGCAUGAAACAGCAUGGGGACUUUAAGGAACUGCAUGUAAUUCAUUAUAACGAGCAAAAGGCUCAAGGGAGACUUAGCAAAAGAUGAAGCUGGAUGGAAAGACAGGUUCAAUGUAAGCACUUUAUAGAAUACUUCUAUUUAAUUUCCGAGUCAAUUAAGCAAAUACUUCUUGGUCAUUUAUUGUACACAAGGCGCUAAGUGCAUCAUGGGAAAUUCAUCAGGAUGCAUUGCCAGCGCUUUGCAGACAUGACAGUCUUCAGCCUCAAGCUUUCCAGUGGCCAAAGGGAAACACUGACUGCUUUUCAUAUAUUUGAGUCAAAGUUUUCGAUAUGGUCAAUGAAAACUAAUAUAAAGGCAGUGGGAUUUUCACAGAAGCAUUCCACGUUGUCAGGAGCCUCUGAGAUUUUCUCAACAGUGAGAAAGAAAACUGGAAAUUUUGAAGACGUGGAGUCUGGAGAGGGGACCCCAAGUACUGUCCAGUCAGGCACUGGUGGCAGUGGGGAGAGGGCACAGGAAUGUGAGCCUCCCUACCCCACCCCUGAACUCCAACCAUACACUCAUCAUUUCACAGAAUAUAAAUGAGUUACCAGUUAAACAUUUUCAGAGUAAAUAUUUCCUUUCCCCUCAAUGCAUGAAGAUAGAGUAUCAGAGUCUUAUCACACUGUAUUUUUAGAAGUAUUGGGGAUUUUCAGGAUAUGGAGAACUUAGGAGGUGGAAGAAUUACAGCUUCAAAUUUUCAGUUAAUAUAAGAAAUCAGGAAGCUCUGUUCAUUCAGGCUAUGCACCAUGUGCAUAGUCAAGAAUCAGCAGAAACCCUCUGCAUUUGCAAACCCUUUGUGCUAUAAAAAGUAAUUUUAGAAAAGCCACCUGUACAUAUAUAUAUAUAUAUA
Messenger RNA from Diceros bicornis minor, 7327 nucleotides. RefSeq names its product LDL receptor related protein 8 (gene LRP8). Lineage: Eukaryota; Metazoa; Chordata; Mammalia; Perissodactyla; Rhinocerotidae. The record is from RefSeq and is a predicted model, not a curated record. Bases 122 to 3118 code for a protein of 998 amino acids. The transcript is spliced from 20 exons. Gene Ontology annotation, molecular function: protein binding; calcium ion binding.